Rotaria socialis is the source of this 735-nucleotide messenger RNA. Lineage: Eukaryota; Metazoa; Rotifera; Eurotatoria; Philodinida; Philodinidae. The record is from the annotation of a GenBank genome assembly.
AUGAUAAUUAUUGAUAAUGAAACACAAUUAUAUGGUUGGUUAAAAAAUUUAACAGUUUAUAGUUCAAAUUUGGCUGAAUUAAGAGAUUCGAAUGAUUCUGGAUCAAAAAUAAAAUAUCGUAUUUUACAACCAGCUAAAGUUGAUAUUUUCUUAUCCAUGAAUAAUGAACAACAAAAAAUGGAUGUACGAAUAUCAGAUAUUAUUGUUAGUAUUGCACCAGCUGCUAUUCGUACUCUUAUUGAUGUCACAAGUUCAUUAGGAACAUUACAGUCAAUUACCAAAGAUGAAACGGAAAAAAUUAAUUCAAAAUCAUUAUUUAAUCCAAAAUCAAUUAAAGAUGGAAAUUUUUGGUUUACAAAAGAUUUUGAAAAACAAGCGCAAGAGACUGAUGAAUCAAACACCACUCAAGAUGCUUCAUCACAACAGAAAGCUAUUAAACAGGAAGAAAAGAAAAUUAAAGAAAAUGAAGAAAUACAAACACCAUUAGCACAAAAAUUAUUUUUAACAUUGGAAACAAUUGAAAUAAAACUUGAAGUUGGAUCAGGUUCAGUAACAAAAUCUGUUGUAGCUAUGUGCUUAUCAAAUUUAACUGCUGAUGUUCAAAAUUGGCCAUCGAGUGUGAGUCUUGUAUCAACAGUAAAUAUUGAAGCAGCAUUAUACAAUGAAAAUAUGCUUGCUUGUGAGCCACUUAUUGAACAAACCAUUGAUUCUGAAGAUGCACGUCCUUCACCAUGA